This is a messenger RNA of Alternaria incomplexa, 1035 nucleotides long. RefSeq lists its product as uncharacterized. NCBI's taxonomy places the organism in Eukaryota, Fungi, Ascomycota, Dothideomycetes, Pleosporales, Pleosporaceae. The record is from RefSeq and is a predicted model, not a curated record. Bases 1 to 1035 code for a protein of 344 amino acids. The transcript has a single exon.
AUGCCAGACGGAAACGGUGCGCGCAAUGAGGGGCGUGCUGAGGGAGCGGAUGUGAAGCACGAGGCGGACGGCGCGUCUAGCCAUAGACGCAGCAAGUCGGGAGGCAUACUGGGCGCCUUCCUCAGGUCAUCCAUGGAUGCCAUGGGGAAGGCGCCAUCGACACAACUAGGCAACGACGAGGAGCACGAUCAGGAUGCGGAAGGUGCGAAGAGGGCGUCCUCCAUCGCGACUGCCCUGCGCCAGAGCCAAGGGAGGCAGCGAAAGGGAUCCCUUAGGAAAGCCGCCAUGGCCAAGAUGCGUGAACGGAGCAGCUCUCUGCGCAAGGCCAAAACACCCACAAUCACCACCACCACGAGCUUAGACCCCUCGGACGAAGGCUCGGCUCCAGGCCGCUUCAGCUACGAGAACGCUCCCCUCAACUCUUCGUCCGACAGUGGAUGGCUACCCGCUGCCCGUCUGUCCCCGUCGUCACCCGCGCUUAUUUACACCCCACCCGAUGGCCCUGAACGGCCUGCUCCUUCACUACUUGCAUCACCCAUGACGAGCCCGGUCGCGCCUUACGCUUCGACUACCGACGAAGACGACACCAUGUCCUUCUACCGCCCCUCUCCCGCCGGCAAUGACUUCUCCUUCAGUGGUGCCAACCAGGGCUCUGCGACAUCUCUUGCACACCGCCGUUCAACUCGGAGCAACCGACGCACUUCCAUCUCGGCAGUCCUGACACCUGCCGAGGCUGACCCCGAUGACGAGUGGGAUUACAGCGAGACGGAGUGGUGGGGCUGGGUCGUGCUCAUAGCAACGUGGAUUGUUUUCGUCGUCGGCAUGGGCUCUUGCCUCGGAAUCUGGAGCUGGGCUUGGGACGUGGGCGAGACACCGUAUGCUCCACCCGAUUUGGAAGACGACGCAACCCUGCCCAUCACGGGCUACUAUCCCGCAUUGAUCGUUUGCACGGCAGUCACGAGCUGGGUGUGGGUUGUCGUGGCCUGGGUUGGCAUGAAGUAUUUCCGCCACGCCAAAGUAGGCGUCGACGGCUAG